Messenger RNA from Lycium barbarum (goji berry), 1373 nucleotides. RefSeq lists its product as uncharacterized. The coding region runs from base 148 to 1143 and encodes 331 amino acids. NCBI's taxonomy places the organism in Eukaryota, Viridiplantae, Streptophyta, Magnoliopsida, Solanales, Solanaceae. The transcript is spliced from 9 exons. The record is from RefSeq and is a predicted model, not a curated record. Gene Ontology annotation, molecular function: hydrolase activity.
AACGUGUGUGUUAUAUAUAUAUAUAUAUAUGAAAUAUCCGAUUACCAAAAAAAAAAAAAGAGAAAUUGACAAUUAAGAGGACAAAAAUGGAAAUAAUAACCAGUUAGACCCCUAAAUAUUAGUUAGGCCACAGCACACGACGUCCAUAUGUUUAACGGCAGGACGUGGCCACACGCGCCGACUCCAACGCCGUCAAAACUCACCGGCGGUAACUUUCCGAUGGCAUAUUCCGUCCGAAUCGCCGUCAUCGGUGACGUCCAUGAUGACUGGAACCUAGAAGAAGAUAGGAAGGCUCUUCAAUUCUUGAAGCCUGAUUUGGUGCUCUUCACAGGGGAUUUUGGGAAUGAAAAUGUGGAUCUAGUCCGAAGCGUUGCAGAUCUAGAGAUCACCAAAGCUGUUAUUCUGGGGAACCAUGACGCAUGGAAUACUCGAAAGUUCUCAGGAAGGGAAAAAGAUGCUGUUCAACUUCAGCUGGAAUGUCUUGGUGAUGAGCAUGUUGGUUACCGUCGGAUGGAUCUCCCUAUGCUAAAACUCAGUAUUGUUGGUGGACGACCUUUUUCUUGUGGUGGUAAGCCCUUAUUUCGGAGACAGCUUCUCAAAGCAAGGUAUGGAGUCCAUGAUAUGGAUAGGAGCGCCGAAAGAAUCUUACAAUCUGCCAUGGGCACUCCAGAGGAUCAUUCAAUUAUAUUCCUUGCUCAUAAUGGUCCAACAGGGCUAGGUGCUAACGUGGAUGACAUCUGCGGAAGAGACUGGUAUGUUGACGGUGGUGACCAUGGUGAUCCAGAUCUAGCGCAUGCCUUAGCCCAAUUAAAAGAGGCUGCUCCAUAUUCGGUCCCAUUGGUCAUUUUCGGUCACAUGCACAAACAGCUCGCUUCUGGAAAUGCCUUUCGCAAAAUGAUAGUGGUUGGAAAUGAUAAUACCAUAUACUUGAACGGAGCCAUUGUUCCCCGGGUCAGAACCCCAGCUUUGACAGCAGAAUCCGAAGGCACGUCGCGUGCCUUCACCGUCGCAGAAAUUUCAAACGGAAGAGUGGAGAAGAUAGCAGAAACUUGGAUUUCUGUUAUUGGAGACAAAACAAGAUUAGAGGAGGAACUUAUACUGUUUAGUAGUCCAAGCAGAGGUUCUGUCCAUGCCUCUCUUUAAUCGGAGCGCUUUGUAUACUGAUGAACAACACAAUGUGAAUGUGUACACGGAUGAAUGCCUGUAUAUAUGUAACAUGAUUUACAUCUUGUUUAUGUGUAUAAUGCAAACCUGAUCCCAGCCCCCAUGUGCAGUUCAGAAUAAAUGGUGGCGUUUUAGCUUUGGAAUAAUAUUAUUUGAGGUACAAAUGUACUGAGACCAAUAUAAUCUACUUGAUUAUUUGCUAUUCAAAA